Suillus discolor is the source of this 1533-nucleotide messenger RNA. RefSeq lists its product as uncharacterized. Lineage: Eukaryota; Fungi; Basidiomycota; Agaricomycetes; Boletales; Suillaceae. The record is from RefSeq and is a predicted model, not a curated record. The coding region runs from base 210 to 1463 and encodes 417 amino acids. The transcript has 4 exons.
AAGUAAUCCAAGCUACAACAAACACAACAAAUACUACUACUAAUGAUGAGAGUUUUAAAGCCCCAUCAUUCACGACCAGAACCCUAUGGUCUAUCAUCUCCAGCUCGGUUCUCACUCUUUUCGCAUGCAUAUACAGUGCCAUCCACCCCAAUAUCCCAAGUCCUAAGAACAGCAGCUGGUAUCGCAUUCUAUGGCGACAAUUUGGAAUCAUGAUAAUGGCGCUAAUCGCUCCUGAGCUGAUUGUUACAUGGGCUAUGCGCCAGUGGUUCAGCGCUCAUCAAGUCACCAGACAGUUCAAGGAAUCAGGGUAUCCCAAUGUUCGUCCGGAGUCUGAAGAAAGUGAGUUUAUUGAAGCACCUAGAACUGCGAAUCCCUUCCUUCGCCUCUCUCUGCACUUGACUGAGGCUUUCGUUCGCCUCUCUGUCCUGCUUGUUACAGGCGUGCCGGUGUCUCUUUGGCAUUUCCUUUGUGCUCUCGUGAGGUGGGUUGUAAGGCGGAUUCAGUCAGAGCAAUCCGAGUCCGACUCGGAAGAUUUUACGUGGACUCGGACGCACAGCUUCUUUGUGCUUAUGGGUGGUUUUAUGCUUUAUGUGAACGAUGAACCCUACCGCACGCUACAACCUAAGCACAUCCUCAAACUGAUACAUGACAAGUGUAUCAAAGUCCCUACCCUAACAGCAAACCAGAUUCAUGACAAAAGCAAAGGCAAUGCGAUAUCGAAAGGAUUGGUCAUGCUUCAGGUGGCCUGGUUCGUUAUGCAGCUCAUCACCCGCGCUAUCUAUCGCCUCGAAACCACUCAGCUCGAAGUGGGAACACUCGCUUUUGCGGUUCUUAAUUUCCUAACUUAUGCUGUGUGGUGGAACAAGCCUCUCGAUGUGCGAUGUCCACAUCCAGUGUACUGGAAGUCGAGCGAGUCAAGGCCAGAGGAUCACAUUGAUGUCAGCGACAGAGAUGAAUUCGCUCGGCUUCGAUACUUGCCUCGAGCCUUCAGCCCAAUUAUAGAACUGAUAGGCUGGGCUGAUAUUCCCACAUCUCGAAAACUUCAAGUUCCAACAUUUGAUGGCAGCAUUGAACUCAACGUUUCGGACAAAACGAUUCUUCAGCAAGCUGCAUUGAUUAUGGCAAUCAUAUUCGGCGGCAUCCACUGUAUGGCUUGGUUUUUUGCGUUCCCAACAUACGAGGAACAGGUGCUAUGGCGCAUAAGUGCCGUCGUUACAACUUGCACACCCUGCCUUUGUUUGAGUGCCUACUUAAACUCGGAAAUAAUUUAUCUAGUACGGCGCCUACCCGAUUCAGAAAGGCACAUCAUAUGGGGUGUAUAUCUUAUGACUUGCUGCGCACUUGUCACGUUGUACAUCACAGCUCGUGUCGUGCUCUUGGUACUUAUGUUCACCACUUUACGCAAUCUUCCUCCUGAUGCAUACAAGGUGGUGUCAUGGACUAGUCUGGUGCCGCACUUAUAAUUCUUGAUUAUGGAAUACUUUUCUAAUGAUAUUCAGAUGGCAGCAAAUAUCCUUGUGGUUGACGCGGACU